Molecule: messenger RNA, 4049 nt
Organism: Nanorana parkeri
Lineage: Eukaryota; Metazoa; Chordata; Amphibia; Anura; Dicroglossidae
Gene: MMS22L
Product: MMS22 like, DNA repair protein
Exons: 24
Coding region: 58-3795 (1245 amino acids)
Biological process (GO): double-strand break repair via homologous recombination; replication fork processing
Cellular component (GO): nuclear replication fork
Source: RefSeq, a predicted model, not a curated record
UAGGAGGCUGUGAAUGAAGGAUUGUCCCGGGAGAGAGGUGUAUGGAGAGCGGUCAAUAUGAGUGAAGAGUUGGCCGGGUCCCUCACGCCUCCAUUCUCACCGUACUUCUCCGAGAACCCGGAGCCGGGGGGCAGCGAACACUGCAAACCACUGCGCUUCUCGUGUGCCCAGGACAGUGCCCGAGAUGGCGGGAAAAGCUUUCCCUUUGAUUCCUAUCUCACCAGCGGCUCUCUGAGAAGGCUUUUGCUGAAGCUUGAUCCUUCUCCAACUGAUUAUGAAACUGACACAGUAGAGAUCUUUGGCUUCCAAUGGGUAACUGAAACUGCUCUAGUGGAGUCAACAGAUCUUCUGUUUGGAUUGCUCAGGCAAAAAAUAAAUGCUCUUGAAAGUUUAAGUCAACCACUCUCCUUUGACUUUGGGCAAGUAAAUAAUGUGCACUAUGAAGCUGACGAAAUCCGAAGUCAAUGUCUGAAAUUUUUGCAUUAUGUGAAGAUUUUUAUAUACAGAUUUUUAGAUUCCCCAAAGCAGCAAGAUGAUAUUUUGGCACAUCCUUUUGAAGAAAUGGGUGCUCAGUUUCCCUCCAAGCUCAUUGAAGAGCUGCACUGUUUGGGCCUGCAUAUUGGACCUCUAUGGGAACUUCCAAGCACCAUUCUUGGAGCCUUCACCAUUCACCCUCAGAGCAAGGUCUUUCCUGCUUCAUGGCAUCUGCUGCAUCUUUACUUGGAUAUUCAUUGGUCCAUUUUAGAAAUCCUACAGAUUUUAGGAGAAAAGAUGCAAGGUCAGAUUGUGUAUGCCCAUCAGUUUAUAAAUCUUUUUGGGAAAAAUUUGACAAAUAUGAGCUUGUUUGAAGAGCAUUGUGAAAAUUUAAUUUGUGGUCUUAUUGCCCUCGCGGCAGCCAAGUAUUUCAAGGUACGCCCAUCAGAAGCCUUUAGUGGUCAAUUUUAUCCUUGUAUGUGCAUCAAAGAGAUGUGGGUUUUAGUUAUCCAACUUGUUGACCAUAGGAGCAAAGCCUCUUCAUCGGAGAACUUCUGGGGUUUGCUCAGUAUUUUGUUGAGGAAGUUACUUCAGGGUUCUGGUGGUAGUGAAGUACAUGACAUUUGCAAUGUAGUAAAAUGUAAAGAUACCUUGGGCCUUUGUUGGUGGAUUGUUGCACACCUUUCACCACUGUAUCAGCUCGAUCGGAAUGGGAACCUAGAUGAACACAUUCAAAUAUCUUCAAAUUGGAAAUUCGUGGAAGAACUUCUAAAAAAAUCAAUUAAUGUUCAGACUGGAAUCCUAGAGGACCAGCUCCGCAUGUAUUUGCAGUGCUGCUUGUCAUUAUGUGACCUUUGGGAAGCAAACCUCACUGCAGCUACCAUUCUAUGGGACUAUUACAGCAAAAACCUGAACAGUCUUUUUAAUAUCUCCUGGCUUGGAUUAAAAUCUCUGGCGAGUGUCAGCAAGACCCCCUUUUCUAUGCUGGAAAAAGUAAAAAGCUGCUGUGCCGAUGAAAACCAUCCUGACCUGUACAAGUCUGAUAACAGCUACCUCAUUUUCCUACGGAUCAUAGCCCGCCUGAUGAAAAAAGCUAAGCAAAGCAGUGGGAUACAUCCAUGGAAGCAAAUUAAGGGAAGAAUCUAUUCCAAAUUUCACCAAAAGAAGAUGCAGGAGCUCUCCGAGGUUGGUUUGCAGAACUUCUUCACCCUGUUUCUUUUACUGGCCACAUUGGCAGAGACUGAGGAUGUUACUAGCAGGGUUUUGGAUCUCUUACAUUUUCUAAUACCCGGCAUGCUCAAUUCAUCCCAGAAAACCCUUGUGUGGAGAGGAUACUUUGCUUUUAUUCUUAUUUAUGUGGAAAAAAAUAUGGACAUUGGUGUUCUCGCAGAAAAACUCUCCAAUAGUUUCCGUGAAACUGCAAAGGAGUUUUUGGUGUGUAAGGGUGACUAUGGCCAGAAGCAUACACAUUGGUCCCUGCUUUCUACUUAUGUAGAUGGUGCGCAAGAAGUUUUCGAAACCAGCAGUUUUUUGCAACUUUCUGAAGAUAAACUACUGAAUGACGGUUUCAGUAUGUUACUCCCAGCAUGCCGAGAGUCAGAACUGAGUGCUGUCCUUCACUUUCUGCAGACAGCAGUUUCCAGGCUCAGAAACAUUCACAGUCGCGCAGCCCAAGGACAUGGGAAUGCAGGCGUCCAAGCACAGGCAUUGUCAGUGGCAAAAGAGCGCCAUCUAGCUGUCGCUUCUGCUCUCUGGAGAAAUUUCUUCCCGUUCUUGAAGAGCUUGAGACUUUCCCAAACACCUCCCUCCCAGCUAGCUGACACGGCAGCAGGCUACACACUUCUGGCUUUAGACAUACCUGGUAGUGCCCCACCUGAGCUUCAGCCUCAGCCCUUUGUUUCAAUGAUGCAGCUAUUUGGAUGGGAUGACAUGAUCACUACUCAGUUGGUGUCCCGCUAUCUGAGCCAUCUAAUUGCAAAUAGAACAUUAACAGAGGCUCUCAACGACAUGGGAAAUACAACUUUUCAGACCCUGUCAGUCAGAACGUGGAGUCGAUGUGUUUUGCAGAUGUAUGUUGAUCAGCCAUCUGAUUUCUGGUUGGAUUUUAAUUUUACAGCUUCAGCAAUUUCAGAACAGCUUAGAGAACUAACCCGGUUAGUAUUCAAGCUUCCUGAAGUAGAAAACAUGUUCGUUAAAGCUCAAAUCGAAGCAGCAAAUUACAUGCAGGAUCCAAAGACUGCACUUCUGCAGUUUUUCAAGGUAGUUGGUAUAGUAUAUAGCGGCCUACAGACCUUAUCAGAAAAGUCUACCAUGGUAACAAAAUGCCUGGAGUAUUCUGGAGACAUCCUAAAAUAUGUCAAACCGUAUCUAACGAAGAAGGGCCCGGUGGAAGGGCUGCAGAUCACUUACCGUACUGUAGGAUAUCUUGUGCGGUACUGGGCAUCGAUUCUGGCCACUUCAAAAGCACAGCAGCUCCUCUUCCGCAUCAUCGAUUACCUGCUUUUACCACAUGCCUUGUUCCAACAAGAUAAGGGUUUGCCGGCAGCUAUGCUGACUGCUGUAAUGGAGAGCCUGCCUCUCUUUCUCCAGGGUCUGUCCAUUAUAUCUCGUCAAUCCCAAGUACAAGCUGCUUAUGUAAAACAGCAGCUGAAAACCAUUAUUGAGCAAUAUUUUGGGAGGUUUUUGCCCAGUGCUCCUCAAGCACCAACUGCAGGAAGCCAUCCUAUACUUUUAGCCCUGUGUGAUUCUGUUCAGAGUCCACAUACUGUCAACCUCAGGAAAACUGUAACGCAAAUCAUAAAUGACAGCUACUUGCAGUUCAAAGGCCAAGCCCCACCUCCUCGGUUAGCCUCUGUUUUGUCUUUCAUUGUUGAUGUUUUUCAGCGAACUAAGACCAUUGAUGUAUCAGAUGCUCAGUUCCUUCUUCCUGCCAUCUUAAAGUGCAUGAUACUUGUCCAUGAGCCUCUGGUGAGGAAGCUUUCUAUCAAAGCAUUGCAGCACAUUAUUGAAGGCUGUCGAGAGGUUCCGCAAGGGGAAGCUGUAUCAUAUGUUACAUGUAUUUUAAGGCAAUUUAUUCAAGAAUAUUUGUGGAUGUAUGAUCAUCAGAUAUUUGGCAUCUUGGAGACCCUGUCUAUUUUAGACCAGUCACUUGUUGUAGACCUAAUUCCUACAAUUUCUGAAAGCUUGAUGGCAUCAGAGCAUAAGCGCGGACUAGGAAGAAAUGCAGCUUCUAGGGAGGCUUACAAAAGAUUGCUGUCUCACUUGGGUGAACUUGGACAAAAUGAGCUCCAGGCACUAGAAAAUGAAAGACCGUCAUCCUGAACCAAUAUCGAAAGUAUUGCUAAGAUACAACUGUCGUGUUCCGUCGAAGCUAAAUUCUGUAGCAUUUUAUCAGUCUACUUAAGGAUGGUGUUAACUUGGUUCUGUGAAAUUCAACGAAAACAAGUAUUUAUGUUGGACUUACAGCAACAAAGCCAUGUUUCUUGGCCUCCCUAAAAUGUGCAAUAUGAACUUUUACUCUGUCUGAGAUCUCAAGUAAAUAUGUAAAUAUCUUUUCUAAGGAAAUAUUUUUAGAU